This is a messenger RNA of Hevea brasiliensis (rubber tree), 938 nucleotides long. RefSeq names its product protein VACUOLELESS GAMETOPHYTES-like. Bases 8 to 718 code for a protein of 236 amino acids. The transcript has a single exon. Lineage: Eukaryota; Viridiplantae; Streptophyta; Magnoliopsida; Malpighiales; Euphorbiaceae. The record is from RefSeq and is a predicted model, not a curated record.
AAGAGAGAUGGAAUAUCAACAUUUCAGCCAUAGACAUCUCUUGAUACCUCAUCACUUUAAUGAAGAAAGUGAAGAAAUCAAGUGCAAGGCCUGUGAAAGACUCAUCAUUGCUACUGAACCAUUUCAUGGUUGCCUUUCAUGCAAAUAUUUCCUCCAUGACCAAUGCCUCAAUCUACCUCGCUGGCUUCACCACCCAUCUCACAAUUCUCACCCACUAACACUCCUUCCUACCCCAACAUACCCUUAUGGGUCCUAUUCAUGCAAUGCAUGUGGGGUUCCUGGAAGCUCCUUCAGCUUUAGCUGUGCUGAAUGUGAGUUUGAUUUGCAUACCCAUUGUGCCAAUUUGCCUAGCACAGUAGUUAUUGAUGCACACCCUCAUGAGCUUAAACUCACCUUUGAUGUUCCUUAUGAUGGGAACAUUUCCAUUGUGUGUGAUGUGUGCGGUGGUGGAGUGGACAAGCGUUUUUGGAUCUACAAAUGUGUUGAUUGUGGGUUUGAUUGCCAUUUGAACUGUGUGAAGACUGAUCAAGGGACAGGAUUAAAUCAAAACCAGCCAGAUACAGCGGGUGGGCAACCAAUAAGAGUUAAUGAUGCAUUGGAUCCAAUUAGGCAAGCAGCAAACCAGAUGAUGGAAGAUCAGCUUGAGAUGAUGAGAUUGCAAAAUCAGUUGAACAGGACCAGGAUGAUGGCAAAUCUGAUGACUUGGGCAUGGCGUUGACUUGAUUACAUCAGCUACAUUUCAAUUUAAUAGUCUUUGUGAGUCAUUUUACAUGUAUGCUGGUAAUAAACAUAAGACCCUCAUUUCAUACAAGCAAAUGAGUUGCAUUUUAUUCUAGUAAGGCUUAAUGGCAAAAUAAAUUAGUAAAAUAAAAUAAAUCUUUUAUUUAUUUAUUCAAUUUUAUCAAAAACUUCUAUUCUUAAUAAUUUUGUCUUAAUUU